UUCCGGAAUCUGUGCAGUACGUGUGUUCGUCUGGCGACGCUACCUGGGUUUGUGGCUCAAAUUGAAGCGCCGAAGUCCGUCACUCUCGUCCUCGUUUAAUACGCCUGGCAGCAGCCCCCGAAUUUGAUCACCCGCCACCUGGGUGUGUGCCCCAGUGGCCACGGCUGCUCUGGGGUCUGUUCUGGAAGAGGCCUGAGAGCGGUGUGGCCUGGGUCGUUGGGAGCCCCAUCCGUACUUCUCUCGUCAUGGUGAAGAAGAAUAGUAUCCCCUAUGGGUGGAGAACUGUGACACCAAUUGGACAUCCUCUACCUGGAACCCGAUUUAUUGCUUUUAAAGUUCCUUUAAAGGGUGCAGUUAAUCAGAGACUUACUCCAACCCAGAAGUUUACACCAAAAGACUUGGUUAGUGCAAUAAAAGCACUAAAUGUGGAGCUUGGAUUAAUUAUCGAUUUAACAUAUACCACAAGAUAUUAUGAAGUGAAGGACUUACCUAAAAGUGUUCAUUAUAAAAAACUUUACACUGUUGGACUUGAAGUCCCUGAUAAUACUACUAUUCUGCAGUUCAAAAAGUGCGUGAGAAAAUUCCUUUGGGAAAAUGCAGAAAAUGAUAAACUCAUUGGAGUUCAUUGCACUAAUGGAAUUAACAGAACAGGAUACCUUAUAUGUAGGUACCUUAUCGAUGUGGAAGGCUGGGAUCCAGAUGCAGCAAUUCAAGCUUUUGGUGAGGCCCGUGGUCAUCAAAUAGAUGGAUGUGUAUACUUAGCGGAUCUCAAAACGCAACCCAUGAGAAGUAAUCUUGGAAUGGAUAUCUGGGAUUCUGAUGAAGAUGUAAAUCCCCCACCUAAUUCUAUGGAAGAAUCCAGGGAUUGGCACCCAAAUGAAGACUUUCAUGGGUCUGGGAAAAGGUCAAGUCUUCUUAAUGACCAGCACCCUCGAGAUGAUGGUGUGCUGAUAAAAGAUUACGAUUAUGUCGACGAUGAACCCGUGCAGAGGCAUGGGGAUUUUUAUAAACACCCGUAUAGUGACAGCAUGCCAGAAGAGAGACGCCUGAGAGAUUGGGAUUUUGAUAACAAAGGGCCAGGACCAAGAUGUUCAUUUUUUGGUGACCACCAGUGUUAUGAUAUCUCCCAAGAGGAAAUAGAUUACAAGUUACCUGGAACAAGACGAAGAGCAUUUCAUGAUCACCAGCCUCACAGUGACUUCCAUGAAUCAGACGCUGGAGAUGAUUUUGAUUUUGUUAGCAAAGUUUGUAGAAAAAGGAGACAUUCUGUUCAGAAUCAUCAGGCCUAUGAUAAUUUUUGUGAACAAUUUCCAUCUCAAGAUUUUGAUUUUGUUAAUAGAAGUCAGGGACAAAAACAACGAUCUUUCCAUAACCGCCAUGAGUACCAGGACCAGUUGCCUAGACGAGGUUUUAAUUACCUCAGUAGAGGUGGUUUUCAAAGGCAAAAACCUUUCCAUCGUCCCUAUUCUCAUGAUGAAAUGAAUUUGGAAGAUUUUGAGUAUACUGAUGAAGUAUCAGAGCACACACUGGGACCUUUACAUGACCAUUCCAACAGUGAUUUCUCAGAGAAAAUGCCAUUGAAAAGAUGUGUUAAUAGAGAUUUUGAACAAAGACUACCAUCCUUUCCAAAGUUUCAAAAACAAAUGCAGUUAAGAGAUUUUGAUUUCAACAGUGGAACUGGACCAAAGAAAUAUGGCACUGAUAAUCACAGAAGCAGAAAUCAGAGACUGGUCCAUCCAGAAGAUAGUCGAAGAAUAAUACAUCCUUCAGAUGAAUUUAACUACAGGAGACAGAGCAGAUUCACAGCGUAUUCUUCACGGGGACUUUCAUCUUCAUGUGUAUUCCAAGAAGAUGGUUCAGUUGACUAUUAUAGAGGUAAAAAUUCAAGAGAUAGGGAACAGCACAAAAGGUCAUAUUUUUAAGCUACUGAUUACAGUUAUGGUAUGCCUAUAGCUUGCAGAGCUGAAGAGAACAUUAUGAUUUACCAUCAAGAAAAACGGCAAUUGGUGCUGAGUAGUUCGCUUUAAAAACUGCCCACCAUUUAUCUACAUUUUGACUAUAAAAUAUAAGUAUCAAAAUUGUCUUGUAUUAUUUUUGAAUCCAGAUUUUCCAAAGGUCUUUCAUCAGGCACGUUGGCCUGAAUAACAGGCAUCUCUGCCUUCACAAAAAAAGGCAACAGAACCUGAGAAAGUGAAAUUCAGAGCCGGGAUCUUAAAAGCUUGUUUAAGAAUAAUGUUAAACUCAUAUAUAAUAAAUAAUAGCAAGAAUGUUAUAGCAUCUGUAACUGUUUAAAAAAAAAAUACCCCUCGAGAAGGACAGAGGAUUGUUGUGUGUGUCCUUGUAGCUUUGAAUGUAUUUUUAGACCUGUGCUGUCCAAUUCGGUAGCUACUAGUCACGUGUGACUAUUGAGCACUUGAAAUGUAGCUAGUCCUGAUUAAGAUGUGCUGUAACAUCUCAUUCAUGAUUUUUAUAUUAACUACAUGUUGAAAUGUUAAUUUUUUAGAUAUAGUCACUUUAUGAAACUCUCCUUAGUUACUCCGUUUGAUUGUACCAUAUUUUUCUUACAGAGGUCUUGACUGAUACAAAAUUAAAAUGAAGUAUACUUUUUCAAAACUUAACAUUGUAUUAUUUCUUAUUAUGGUGAAGCUUUUAUAUUUCUUUCUUUCUCUCUCUCUCUCUCACACACACACACACCCUAAUUAAGUUGAAUUAUUUUGGUUUCCAUAUAUGGGAGAGCUUUCCCUUGACUUCACCUCCCCCUUGCCAUGCAUCCACCCAACUGGCAGUCCCCAGAUCCAGAGAUGGAGAGCCUGGGGCAAGGUCAGAGUCAUACAUCACCAUUCCAGCCUGUGCAACAGUUAACUCUUACAGCAAUCCUUAAAGGAAGGAGGUACAGGGCCUCUUCAUAUUUUCGUGACAAGGUCACAGCUGAAAAAUAUUCCAUGGAAUAAGCAAAUAGAGCCCACACUUGUAUGAUGGAUGGCAUCAACACUUUCAGAUCUGGUUCCUGGCAAGUGACAGUAAAAAGGCAUGCCACUCUACACUAAUGUAGCUCUCCUCACUAAAGUAAACCCUGGGACACUAAGAUAAGGCAUGGCUUUAAAACUCAAUAGCAUCUUUGUGGUACAAUUGCUUAGCAUAACUGAAAAGUUUGUGGUUUCUGCCAGCCAGGAAUGGUCUUGUUUCUAGCCAGUUUCUUGGUGAUAAAAAUAUUCUGGAAUUAGAUUGUGGUUAUGGUUGCACAACACUGUGAAUGCACUAAAUGCCACUGAAUUGUACAUGUUAAAGUGGUGAAUUUUAUGUUAUAUGUAUUUUACUACAAUAAAAACAAAACCCCAAUAAAUGCAGUGGAGGAUGCAUUUUCCCAAACCUGCGUUGUAACUAUAUUUUUCUUCCUGACAUGUAUACACCUACCAUGUAGUACGCCGUGAUAUCUGAGUGUCUAUAUGUACAUCAGCUUUUAAAAAAAAUCUCUGCUCUGGGCAUUCCACUCAGUAGCAUUUUGGUGUCACCUAGGACUAUGUGACUCAUCCAUAGCCCCAUCAUGAGUUGGACUAAGUACUGUAUUACUGCACAAGCACAUAAAUUCCUCGAGUCUUUGGCCCUCGCACAUAUUUGCCUAGUAUAGAGUAUUCUCCCAUGCAGAGAGCAGGCUGGAAAUGGGAUGUGUGUCUGCCCUCUCCAAAGGCAUUGUAUGGCUUUCUUAAUAAAUGGGAAACGAGAAAGUGUCU
Rhinolophus ferrumequinum (greater horseshoe bat) is the source of this 3731-nucleotide messenger RNA. RefSeq lists its product as uncharacterized. The coding region runs from base 246 to 1922 and encodes 558 amino acids. Gene Ontology annotation, biological process: dephosphorylation. Gene Ontology annotation, molecular function: protein tyrosine/serine/threonine phosphatase activity; polynucleotide 5'-phosphatase activity. Lineage: Eukaryota; Metazoa; Chordata; Mammalia; Chiroptera; Rhinolophidae. The record is from RefSeq and is a predicted model, not a curated record. The transcript is spliced from 11 exons.